AAACAUGUCAAAGGCCAGGAACUGUUCAUGAAAGUCUGUGAUCACCUUAACCUUCUGGAAAAAGACUAUUAUGGCCUGGCCAUCUGGGAGACCCCCACUCUGAAGACUUGGAUGGAUUUGACCAAAGAGAUUCGUAGGCAGGUGCAAGGGGCCAAUUAUAAUUUCACUUUUAAUGUGAAAUUUUACCCACCGGAUCCAGCCCAGCUGUCAGAGGAUAUAACAAGGUACUACCUGUGUCUGCAGCUGCGGAAAGACAUCCUACAGGGACGUCUUCCUUGCUCAUUUGUUACCCUGGCUCUGCUAGGUUCCUAUGCCUUGCAGUCAGAGCUGGGUGAGUAUGACCCUGAGGUGCACGGCAAUGAUUAUGCUAAGGAGAUGAAAAUGGCCUCAGGUCAGACAAAGGAGCUGGAGGACAAAAUGAUGGAGCUGCAUCGUACAUAUAGGAUAAUGUGUCCAGCUCAGGCAGACCUGAUGUUUUUGGAGAAUGCCAAAAAACUCUCUAUGUAUGGGGUGGACCUUCACCAGGCUAAGGACCUGGAUGGUGUUGACAUCAUGCUGGGAGUUUGCUCAAGUGGCCUGAUGGUUUACAAAGACAAACUGAGAAUCAACCGGUUCCCAUGGCCCAAAGUCCUUAAGGUGUCCUACAAGCACAGCAGCUUUUUUAUCAAAAUACGACCAUCUGAGACAGAACAGUAUGAGAGUGCAAUUGGUUUCAAACUUCCCAAUUACAAGGCCGCCAAGAAGCUGUGGAAAGUAUGUGUUGAGCAUCAUACCUUCUUUAGGUUAACUUCCACUGAGAUGGCCACCACCCCGAGAAAGUUCCUGGCACUAGGCUCUAAAUUUCGUUACAGUGGACGGACUCAGGCUCAGACCAGGCAGGCCAGCUCUCUGAUUGACAGACCAGCUCCCAUGUUCCAACGCUCUUCCAGUAAGAGGAACUCACGCAGUCUGGACGGAGCUAUGGCCACUACACCAGACAACAAAUCUAACCGUCCGGUCAGUGCUCCUGUUAUGUCACCAGUAUUUCCAGGUGAGGCAAAGCCAUCGCCACUGCUACCCACACUGCUUCGCCAUAGCCAUCUUGAUGGCUCUACACCCAAAAGCCAACGGCAUACAGAUUGGAAGAGGGAGCUAAAGACAGAAUGUAAGCCAGAGCAUACCAAGAGUCAUAGCCCAAAGCCACAGUCUGCUUCAGAGAUAAAGACUGUUGCCAAGAGAGAGCGAAGAAACUCCCCAUCCAUGACCAAUAGGGAGAAAGAAAAAAAGAACCAGGUUUGUUUGCCUAAUGCAUGAACACUCAGCAUGAGAAUAUCAAUGCAGACUCUUAUAGACCUACAUCAUGUCCUUAAAGCUUUUAAAUGACUUUAGAUAAAGAAAGAAUAAAAC
Messenger RNA from Poecilia latipinna (sailfin molly), 1386 nucleotides. RefSeq names its product protein 4.1-like. Lineage: Eukaryota; Metazoa; Chordata; Actinopteri; Cyprinodontiformes; Poeciliidae. Gene Ontology annotation, cellular component: cytoskeleton; plasma membrane. The transcript is spliced from 10 exons. The record is from RefSeq and is a predicted model, not a curated record. The annotation marks the transcript as partial. Gene Ontology annotation, molecular function: cytoskeletal protein binding. Gene Ontology annotation, biological process: actomyosin structure organization.